This is a messenger RNA of Rana temporaria (common frog), 1946 nucleotides long. RefSeq names its product nuclear receptor subfamily 2 group E member 3 (gene NR2E3). Gene Ontology annotation, cellular component: nucleus. Gene Ontology annotation, biological process: positive regulation of transcription by RNA polymerase II; anatomical structure development; negative regulation of transcription by RNA polymerase II. The record is from RefSeq and is a predicted model, not a curated record. The transcript is spliced from 8 exons. The coding region runs from base 241 to 1461 and encodes 406 amino acids. Gene Ontology annotation, molecular function: nuclear steroid receptor activity; nuclear receptor activity; zinc ion binding. NCBI's taxonomy places the organism in Eukaryota, Metazoa, Chordata, Amphibia, Anura, Ranidae.
AGAGAAUAAUAAAGCUCUCCAUUCUCACUCUGUAGAGCUUCACCUCCCUGCAGAAUCAUCUGAUUUUUGGAUCUAUCUUAGUAUGAUACAACAUAUCAGCUGCUUCAAUCAAUACACUAACUGAUUUAGUGAAACUGGGCUCACAUGUCAAAUUGACAGACUGUUCACACCUCUGAAAGAAGCUUAGAACCUGAUAAGAGGAGAAUCAUCUGAGGAAAUACUCUGGAAAGUUAAGGUGACAUGAGUUCACCCACUGGAUCCAUUCUUAGUACCAGCGCAGAAGAAAGCCAGUCAGUUCCUAGUCCUGUCUCAGGUCCAGCCCCAAGCCCGGCUCUGCUGUGCCGAGUAUGUGGUGACAGCAGCAGCGGAAAGCAUUACGGCAUCUUUGCUUGCAACGGUUGCAGUGGUUUCUUCAAAAGGAGUGUCCGCCGAAAACUAAUCUACAGAUGCCAGGCUGGGACAGGGAUGUGUCCAGUGGAUAAAGCACAUAGAAAUCAGUGCCAGGCUUGCAGGUUAAAAAAAUGCCUUCAGACAGGCAUGAACAAGGAUGCUGUACAGAAUGAGCGUCAGCCUCGCAGCACAGCGCAGAUCCGACUGGAUAGUAUUGAGUUAGAGACAGACAGCCGCUCUGAACACUUGGCAACCACCCGAGAGCCUCCUCCUUCCUGUCCACCAGUGAACAACUUACGAACCCCCGUCCCCAAUAACAUAUCAGGAACCCUGAGUCCACCCCAUAACCAUCGAUUCAUGGCUAGCUUGAUGACAGCAGAGACUUGCGCCAAACUGGAGCCGGAAGAAGCUGAUGAGAACAUAGAUGUUACAAGUAAUGAGCCAGAACGAACACCUAAUGAUUUUCAGAUGUCUGCCUUUAUUACAUCCAGUCCAGAAGGAGUGUAUGAGACCUCAGCCCGACUCCUCUUCAUGGCAGUGAAAUGGGCAAAGAACCUGCCAGUCUUCUCCAACCUUCCAUUUAGAGACCAGGUCAUCCUUCUAGAAGAAGCAUGGAGUGAACUGUUUCUUCUCUGUGCCAUCCAGUGGUCUAUGCCACUUGACAGCUGCCCCUUGCUGUCCGUGCCAGACUUAUCUUCAAGUGUUCAUGGAAAAGCUAUCUCCUCCAGUCUGGAUGUACGAAUCCUUCAAGAAACAAUUAGUCGCUUUAAAUCGCUAAGUGUUGACCCAACAGAAUUUGCUUGCCUGAAGGCAGUACUCCUCUUUAAACCAGAGACCAGAGGCCUUAAAGACCCUGAACAAGUGGAAAACCUUCAAGAUCAGUCUCAAAUGAUGUUGGCUCAACAUACUAGGAAUCAUUAUCCCAACCAGCCAGUCAGGUUUGGGAAGCUGCUUUUGUUGUCCCCAUCUCUUCGCUUCAUCUCCUCUGAGCGCAUAGAGCUUUUGUUUUUCCACCGUACCAUUGGCAACACUCCCAUGGAAAAACUCCUCUGUGAUAUGUUUAAGAACUGAACAGGUCACUCAGCCAGUGUGGCGGAAGCCUAAAAUAACCAGCUGCUAAUAUAGUAGUGAAAUGCAAGGCCCUUGUACAAGGGUCCAAUCAUGAAAAGAAAACUGACUUAAGAAUUUCACUGGAACUUGAGCACAGCAAUGCAAUCACAAGCCAAUGACUUCUGUCCUACUUAUUGUCGUAUUGUGUGUGUGUAUAUACUCAGGGGAUAUCAUUCGUGUACCUCCUGUCCGCAUUUACAAAGAUGUAUGUGAUGGUUUCUGCUUAUAAGAGGCAUGGUCAUAAUUUAGGGAUGCUAAGAAACUGGAAGAAAGGAAGAGCGCAGUUGUUGCCCAAAGCAACCUCAUAUACUAAUUUACAGAAGCAUAAAAACCUAAACUUCAAAAAUGUCAGGGUGCAAUAGGCCAGUUGUUCUCAACCCUGUCCUCAAGUACCUCCAACAGGCCAUGUUUUGUGAAUUUCUGUUAGAUAAAAUAGCUUCUACAAA